CGGCUUCCGGCGCGCUCUCCGCGGGCUGCAGGGGGCGCGCAGGGGGCGCGCACCGGGCGCACCGCUGCUAGCUCGGCUCCUCUGGGGCCUGCGGGGCGCUGUGAGACUGGAGGGGAAACGGGGCAAGAAGCCGAGCUUGAGGGGCAGCCCCAGUCCCUCUGACCGAGGUCCUGCCACUUUCGCCGCCAGGAGCCUCCUCCUCCGGAUCUAGUGCGUUCGGGCGCCCCGGCGGCCUGGGUCCCGCGAGUGGAAUGGCCGCCAAGGCCCAGGGCGUCGUGCUUCCGCGCGCCCCGUGAGGGGAACUGGGGAGCCUCAAGGGGUCUCCCACCCGACUCUAAACACGGAAACCCCAGCGUGGUGAGGAUCAGGGCGCUGACUGGGCUAGUUCGGGCUGGUUCUGUGGACAGGUUGACUCAGCUUUUCCUUCCGGGCUGGUCAAGUUCGGACACGUUCCUAGUUUGCAAUGAAAGGAGCUAAGUCCUGACUUGCCUCCAGCUGGGGCUAUUUAAACCGUGACUUUUCCCAGCUAUUUUCACUGACGGUUGGAGAUAGAUACCUGUGGUCACCGACAUACAGCACUUACUCUAUUAAUCCAGAUGUUCCCUUAUUUCAAGUUUUUAUCGUGUGUUUUUUUCCUGCUCUUAGGCAAAUGUGCAAUACCAACAUGUCUGUGUCUACUGAUGGUGCUGUAAGCACUUCACAGAUUCCAGCUUCGGAACAAGAGACCCUGGUUAGGCCAAAGCCAUUGCUUUUGAAGUUGCUAAAGUCUGUUGGUGCACAAAAAGACACUUAUACUAUGAAAGAGGUUAUAUUUUAUCUUGGCCAGUAUAUUAUGACUAAACGAUUAUAUGAUGAGAAACAACAGCAUAUUGUAUAUUGUUCGAAUGAUCUUCUAGGGGAUUUGUUUGGAGUGCCAAGCUUCUCUGUGAAAGAGCACAGGAAAAUAUAUACAAUGAUCUACAGAAACUUGGUAGUAGUCAAUCAGCAGGAAUCAUCAGAUUCAGGCACAUCUGUGAGUGAAAACAGGUGUCACCUCGAAGGUGGGAGUGAUGAAAAGGACCCUGUGCAAGAGCUACAGGAAGAGAAACCUUCAUCUUCAGAUUUGGUUUCUAGACCAUCUACCUCAUCUAGAAGGAGAGCAAUUAGUGAGACAGAAGAAUGUUCAGAUGAAUUACGUGGUGAACGACAAAGAAAGCGCCACAAAUCUGAUAGUAUAUCCCUUUCCUUUGAUGAGAGCCUUGCUCUGUGUGUCAUAAGGGAGAUAUGUUGUGAAAGAAGCAGUGGCAGUGAGUCAACAGGGACUCCGUCAAACUCGGAUCUUGAUGCUGGUGUAAGUGAACAUUCAGGUGAUUGGUUGGAUCAGGAUUCAGUUUCAGAUCAGUUCAGUGUAGAAUUUGAAGUUGAGUCUCUUGAUUCAGAAGAUUAUAGCCUUAGUGAAGAUGGACAAGAACUCUCAGACGAAGAUGAUGAGGUAUAUCGAGUUACUGUGUAUCAGGCAGGAGAGAGUGAUACAGAUUCAUUUGAAGAAGAUCCUGAAAUUUCCUUAGCUGACUAUUGGAAGUGUACUUCGUGCAGUGAAAUGAAUCCUCCCCUGCCACCACAUUGCAACAGAUGUUGGGCCCUUCGUGAGAAUUGGCUUCCUGAAGACAAAGGCAGAGACAAAGGGAAAAAGCCUGAGAAAGCCAAACUAGAAAGCUCAGCACAAGCAGAAGAGGGCUUUGAUGUCCCUGAUUGUAAAAAAAAUACAGUGAAUGAGUCUAGAGAGCCAUGUGUUGAGGAAAAUGAUGAUAAAAUCACACAAACCUCCCAAUCCCAAGAAAGUGAGGACUAUUCUCAGCCAUCAACUUCUAAUAGUGUCAUUUAUAGCAGCCAAGAAGAUGUCAAAGAGUUUGAGAGGGAAGACACACAAGACAAAGAAGAAAGUGUGGAAUCUAGUUUUCCUCUUAAUGCCAUUGAACCUUGUGUGAUUUGCCAAGGUCGACCUAAAAAUGGGUGCAUUGUUCAUGGCAAAACAGGACAUCUUAUGGCAUGUUUCACAUGUGCAAAGAAGCUAAAGAAGAGAAAUAAGCCCUGUCCAGUAUGUAGGCAACCAAUUCAAAUGAUUGUGCUAACUUAUUUUCCCUAGUUGACAUGUCUAUAAAAAUACAAUUAUAUAUUUCAACUAUAUAACCCUGAAAAUUUAGACAACAUGAAAUUUAUUUUUAUUUUUUUACCUUGAUAUCAAAGGGCAAAAGUAUCUCAGUUGCAUGUGGAUUUCUUCUCUCUAGUGUAAUUCGCCUUCUUUGGGAGGGGAAUAGUGAAUACUUCCUUUUAGGAAAAUUUCACUUCUGUUUAUAUUUUAUAUUUGGGUUUUAAUGUAAUUUGAAUUGGAUAUGUAGCUCAUCCUCUACUGCUAGCUCCUCAUAUUUUAAAUAAUUUCCACUCUCUCAUAAAUGAGAAGUAUCUGAUAUCUUUUUAAAAAUACAGGUAGGACAUUUUAAAUAUAAAUCUAGUACUUUUCAUAUAAGGAGAAAAAGUUUGUGUGAAAGAUUUAUUAUUUAAAUUUUAGGUACUUUUAAAAUCUUCCAAUCCUUAGUUUCUCUACUCUUCCAGAGCCUCUCAAAAUAGUUUUUCAAGGUAAAAAAGAUAUCAGUGGUUGUAUUUGGGGCCAUGAAAGUAAAAGUGAACUACUUAUUCUUCAUCCUCUGGUAUAGUAAGGGAUAGGAGGUAAUGAUGUCAGUUGAGAAGUCUGAGCCACCAUUUACCCAUGAGACAGAACUCAUAAGGUUCCCUAACAUGAUGUGGAAUUAUCUAGGAGUCUAACCUCUAUAUCUGUAACCCUUUUCCACACCUAGUUUCAGGAAUUAGUGCAAUCUUUUGUUUUCCACACAUUGAAAAACAGUUCUAAGACACUUUAAAGUACUUUCUUGGGCUGGAUUACAUGGUUCCUGGUAGUUACCUAGGUUUCAGACUUUUGCUUAAGGCCAGUUUUAGAGGCCAGUGACUUCACAAAGACUUAAUGCAGAAAUUUAAUAAACAGAAGGACUGUUUGUUUUUAAACUGCCUGAGAAUGUCAUAACUUUUUUCUAAAUUGCCCAGAAACUAUGUAUCACUCGUCUUCAAGAAUGACAGGGUCACAAGAUAGGAUUCUGAAAUCUCUCUCAAACUGCAUAGACUAACAUCUUGAUUUGUAUUUAAAUAUGAAUAUUCAGCAAAAUAGUGAAAAAAACCACUUAGAUUUAAGGUCCCAGUGUUUUUCUCCUAUCUGUGGCAGUUGUAUAUACUCAGGUGAGGAUAAUCAACUGAAACUAUAAAGUGUUUAGAACUGAGAGGGAUAAUUUAUCACAUCAAGUUUGUGUGCCAGUUACUAACAGUACAUUGUAUUAAACUUUAAACCAUGUGCACAACUUAAACAUGUAUACAUAUGAGAUAGUAGGAAACAAAUGGCUGGAGGGAUCAGUACCUUAGCCUAAGAUUGGUUCUCAAGUACAGUAAAAGCCUUAUUACUAGAGGCUUACAGUACUUCAGCUAUAGCUGAGUAGAAUCAGUCCUUUCUAAGGGGAGUUGAUAGUAAAAAUGAGACUAUAAACACUAUAUUCAGGGUAUAUUAUGUAGUGAUUGCGCUAUUUAUAAAACAUUCAAAUCUGUGCAGAUAGGGUCUCAUUCGGCAUAUCUACAUUACAAAUGGAGCCUUGAUUGUCUAAAUUUUUAGGUUUAGUAUACAGAUGUUUAUUGGUUCACAAACACUUUAUUAAAUAUUUGAUUAAGAAUUGUUUCAAGAAUGUGAUUAUUGGAUCUUACAAACAAUUUUUCCAUAGUAAAAUGAAAAUUAUAUUUGAAUAUCAAUCAACUAGGUAAUCAAAAGUUCAAGUCUGAAUAUGCUUGUUUCUGGAAGAGCUGUGCCUGCCCACUUUGGAAGUACAUACAGUAAUGGGCAGCUGAUGUACUUGGGAGCCUCCCAACUUGAGAGACCAACUUGAGAGAAUGGUGUUAACUAAAUUGUAGGGUGACAAAAUGCUGUUUUUUCUCUGUCUUGUUCACUUGUGUCACUGCAUGGUAGGUUGGUGUAAGUGGUUUCUCAACAAGUGACAGAUAACAGUUUGCAAGGGAUGUAGUUAGGGUGGGGAUGGGAACUAGGGCUAGUCACCUUGCUCACUGGUCAGCUUGAAAAGCUAUUCAAAUUGCCUGUAAUUUCUCUGAACCUAAAUUCCAUAAGACCAAGACUUCUUGAUUAUGAUUCAUGUAUUUGGUGCUCGGUAAGAAUGUAUUGAAUGAAUCAAAGCAUUGGGAUCUGAGUCUUGAAGCUGGUUUUUUAAAUCAGGAUUGGUGGAUCCCAAAGCCAGACUAGGGUUAGUUAAUGGCAUCAUUUAGUUUGCUUUUUAUUUUCAAUAAGGGUUUUAAGGUACUGGUUAGUGUGUAGUUAUGUAGGCUCAUGAUAUAUGCAAAUUGUCAUGGCAUUGUGAAAUGUUUGUUGUUGUACUUACUGGUUUGGAUGCUGAAUUGGGUUUUAAGUUAGUAUUUACCAAAAAAAAUUAUUUGUUUACCUGGAAGAAAAAUCAGUUGUUUAAGUGUCUGUGGCCAUAUUGUCUCUCAUAGCCGGCUUUGUUACACAUGAUAGGGAAUUUUUGACAUUUACAAAAAAAGGCUUUAAAAAAAUAAAUACAUGACAACAGCAGCAUAUUAGAAGGGGCUCAGAAGUGUUGACUAUGUUAUAAUAUGGACUUAACAGGAACUAAGAAAAAGCAACAGUAAACAGAACGAGCAGUUUGAAGUGACAAGCAGAUGGGAGUUGGUAUGUGUUCAGUAAUUUAUGAUAGCUGAAUGCAUUUGAAAUGAUAUAUACAUAUAUAUUUCAAUAUUAAUAUUGAAAUACACUAAUGGUAUAUUAAUGAAAUACAUUAACGGUAUAUUUUUGUAUUAAUAUUAGAAUAAUAUUUUUUAUAAUUUUUUAGGAGAGGUGAUACUAAACAUACUUGAAUUCUUAAAUUAAAAAAAAACUUUAAAGCUCUUUUAAAGUUUCUUUUAUUAAAAAUGGUAGACAUUUUCCUUUCAUCCUUGUUUUAGUCCCACAGAUUUGCCUUCAGAAUGUAUGAUAGUUUAAUGUCCUGCCAACAACCUAACAAGUCUGCUUAACAAAAUAACUAUCAUUCACAUUCUAGAUUUCAAAAUUUCAACUUUUUCUGUUUUUGCUGUCAUGUUAGAUGAAUUUAAAAUUUUAGUACUUUUAUGUAUGUGUUUAGUUUAUACCUUCCCAGGCCAUACCCUGUAUUAGAUCUUUCUACAAGAUCAGUGUAAAAUCUGCCUAAAUGGGCUUUGGUCUCUACCAUUUUUGGUUCAUUUACAGAUAAUUCACAAAUGCCUUCAUGUCGCUUCCCUAAUUUAAAUGUAGAAAAGAAAGUUUCAGUAAUUCCAUUGCUUGUUGGAUAUCUCAAAUGUUCUGCCUGAACAAUUUAGACUUCAGAGGUUUCUAUGAAACAAAUUCUCACCAUUAUCUUCUCAAACCUUGCUGCAACAAAGUUCAUUUGAAUCCUUAAUCUCCCAUGACUUUUUAUUUUUAUAAAUGGAAAUAUUUCCCUUCCUCGUGGAGAGGGAAGGGCUAAAUUCAAAUAGCAGAUCAGGUACUUACUUGUUUAGUGACUUGAGAAUUAGAGACAAUAAAUAUUUUAAAGCCUAGGAUUAAGUAAAGUUGAUAUAAGAAUUGUAACAAAGUUGGGAAGCUAAAACAAAAAUCCCUUGGUAUAAAAAAGUUUUUCAUCUUUUCUCAUGAUUUAUUUUAUUUCUUUUUAAGAGGCAUGUGAGGAGACCGAAUCCCUUUAGUUAGGAACUUUUCUAUCCACAAGGUGGAAGCACUACAUUGGGAGUUCUCUGAGUACAUUCAUUGAUGGUAGGUAAACCCCUAACAGUAUGGAUAGCAUACUCCUGGAAGAGAGAACAUUGGGCUAGAAAGCAUGAGGUUCUAGUUUUGGUUGUUACAACACAGACUGCAAAUUUUGGUCCAGAAAUUCUUCACUAUUCGUCCUUUAGAGGUUCAUGAGAAAAUAUAUUGUGUAUAAGAAUGCCACACUUUGGUUUUAAAGGACAGAUGUCCUUGACCCCCCAAAAAAGUUUGUUUCACUUUGACCUAAGUGAAGUGGCACUUUGCAUGAACUUUGGCAAUGUUUAAUGUGUAUGUGAGGUGUGUCAGUUACUUGUGUAAACUGGUGCUUCUAAAACGAGGUUCCAUUCUUUAUAUCAGUUGCUUUUCUUACAAAAGUAGUAAGAAAAUUUUCAGAAAUGAAGUAGGAAAAACACAUAAUUCUAUCAUAAAAAAAGGACUGAUCACUUGUUUAUACUUAAUUUUCUUUUACUUUUUUCCCUAUAUCUAAUAUUUUAAGAUUCAGUUCAUUUUAAAAUUGUACCUUGCUUUUGGGGGGUGGAGAAUAAUGGAUGCUCCAAGGGACUGCAAAUUUAAAUACUGAAGUCUAACUGACGCCAAGGAGGUUCCUCUAUAAUGAAUUCUUUAAAAAUAGAAAAAUGUUACCAGUUUACUUUCUGAGAUACUUAUCAAUUCUUAGAAAUUGGUACCUGUGAAUUACCUAUUUCCAGCACAUCUCAUUAAACUAUUGUUUAGCACGUUUUAGAGGGCUAACAAGCUUGAGCUCAAUCUGACCCAGAACUAGAAAUUCAGUACUCUAUGAGGGUUAGGGCUGUUAGUUUUCCAAUUACUAUAGGAGUUGAAGACUUUGUUUAUAACUGUUCUGUGUUUCAAAAGCUAUUUGAAAUCAGUAACAUUUACUUUUCAGGACAAUAGACCUUCCUCUACCAGUGUCUCUUUAAAUGUGUUUGGAAAUCUAGGAAUGUAAAUUCAACAGGGAUGAUAGAUAAUAGGCUAAAUUAUUUAAGAAAAUGGUUCCAUAGCUGAGUGUGUUUGGGAAAUCCAUUUCUUUUCUGCAUGAUUUCUCAGAUCCUUUACUAUAUUAAUGUGCAUUGUAAAUUUUGCACAGUUUUGUUUUUUUACCAGAGGGCACACUUCUUCAUCUGCCCCAUAGUAUAAAUUGAUAUGGAAUAUAACAUAUAUGAUAGGAUGGGUAUAUGUAAUAUAAACUGUUCUGGAAGGUCUCUCUGGGCUUUGAAGAGUUGUUGAUAUUAUUGCCUCAUCAAAGUAAUCAGAUUUGGUCUUUCCCAGGUUUUAUUUGCCAGUAAUCAGUUCUCUCUAGAAUGUAGACUUUGUGAACACUUGUGCAUUUGUUUUUAAGGCAAUGUAAUGGAAAGAAACAGUAUUCACUGUUUACAUGAAUAUUCUUUAUUGAGAAUAAAAACAAUUCUAAAUUUACUGAAUUCAGAGGUAGUCAUGGCCCCUACCCAAUAAACUGUACAGUCUUAGACAAUUUGUACAUCUUAAGUUCUUAAUUAGAGUACAAAAGAAAGCCACUGAGAUACUUGUAAAAAAAAAAACCCA
This is a messenger RNA of Manis javanica (Malayan pangolin), 7417 nucleotides long. It is a transcript of the gene MDM2, whose product is annotated as MDM2 proto-oncogene. Gene Ontology annotation, molecular function: ubiquitin protein ligase activity; p53 binding; identical protein binding. The record is from RefSeq and is a predicted model, not a curated record. Lineage: Eukaryota; Metazoa; Chordata; Mammalia; Pholidota; Manidae. Gene Ontology annotation, biological process: regulation of cell cycle; regulation of gene expression; negative regulation of apoptotic process. Gene Ontology annotation, cellular component: nucleus.